This is a messenger RNA of Rattus norvegicus (Norway rat), 2395 nucleotides long. RefSeq names its product tubulin, beta 5 class I (gene Tubb5). Bases 197 to 1531 code for a protein of 444 amino acids. Gene Ontology annotation, molecular function: GTP binding; MHC class I protein binding; ubiquitin protein ligase binding. Gene Ontology annotation, biological process: regulation of synapse organization; microtubule-based process. Gene Ontology annotation, cellular component: intercellular bridge; ciliary tip; cytoplasm. NCBI's taxonomy places the organism in Eukaryota, Metazoa, Chordata, Mammalia, Rodentia, Muridae. The record is from RefSeq and is marked validated. The transcript is spliced from 4 exons.
CGCCGGCCUCUUCUGCCUCUUAGAACCUUCCUGCGGUCGUGCUCGCAUCUCUCUGCAGCAGCCUCCGGGGCUACGUUCCAUCCUAUCAGUCUGAGACCAGCCCAGAAGAAAAAAACCAAAAAUCCUUAAUUAUCUUCUUUUGCUCGGUACCUACAUUGGGACCAUCAAAAAAAGAUUAUUACAGUAAACCGUAGCCAUGAGGGAAAUCGUGCACAUCCAGGCCGGACAGUGUGGCAACCAGAUCGGUGCUAAGUUCUGGGAGGUGAUAAGCGAUGAACACGGCAUCGACCCCACCGGCACCUACCACGGAGACAGCGACUUGCAGCUGGACCGAAUCUCUGUGUACUACAAUGAAGCUACAGGUGGCAAGUAUGUCCCUCGAGCUAUCUUAGUGGAUCUAGAACCCGGGACUAUGGACUCCGUUCGCUCAGGUCCUUUUGGCCAGAUCUUCAGACCGGACAACUUUGUUUUUGGUCAGUCUGGGGCAGGCAACAACUGGGCUAAGGGUCACUACACAGAGGGAGCUGAGCUGGUUGACUCUGUCUUGGAUGUGGUGCGGAAGGAGGCGGAGAGCUGUGACUGCCUGCAAGGCUUUCAGCUGACCCAUUCGCUGGGUGGAGGCACGGGCUCUGGCAUGGGCACCCUGCUCAUCAGCAAGAUUCGAGAAGAAUACCCCGACCGCAUCAUGAACACCUUUAGCGUGGUGCCCUCACCCAAAGUGUCUGACACCGUGGUUGAGCCCUACAACGCCACCCUGUCCGUCCACCAGUUGGUAGAGAACACAGAUGAGACCUACUGCAUUGACAACGAGGCCCUCUACGACAUCUGCUUCCGUACCCUUAAGCUCACCACGCCAACCUACGGAGACCUGAACCAUCUCGUCUCUGCCACCAUGAGCGGUGUCACCACCUGCCUCCGUUUCCCGGGCCAGCUGAACGCCGACCUUCGGAAGCUGGCUGUCAACAUGGUGCCCUUCCCGCGUCUCCACUUCUUUAUGCCUGGCUUUGCCCCUCUCACCAGCCGUGGAAGCCAGCAGUACCGGGCCCUCACUGUGCCUGAACUCACCCAGCAGGUCUUCGACGCCAAGAACAUGAUGGCCGCCUGUGACCCACGCCACGGCCGGUACCUCACGGUUGCGGCUGUCUUCCGUGGACGGAUGUCCAUGAAGGAGGUAGAUGAGCAAAUGCUCAACGUGCAGAAUAAGAAUAGCAGCUACUUCGUGGAAUGGAUCCCCAACAACGUCAAGACGGCUGUCUGUGACAUCCCACCGCGAGGCCUCAAGAUGGCAGUCACCUUCAUCGGAAACAGCACGGCCAUCCAGGAGCUCUUCAAGCGCAUCUCUGAGCAGUUUACGGCAAUGUUCCGUCGGAAGGCUUUCCUCCACUGGUACACGGGUGAGGGCAUGGACGAGAUGGAGUUCACCGAAGCUGAGAGCAACAUGAAUGACCUCGUCUCUGAGUAUCAGCAGUACCAGGACGCCACCGCAGAAGAGGAAGAGGAUUUCGGAGAGGAGGCAGAAGAAGAGGCCUAAGGCGGAAGCCCUGCGUCACCUCAGGCUGCUUAGUUCCCUUAGCUUUUUUCCAACUGCCCUUUGUUUCUUUCUGCUGCCUCUGUCCUGUUUUUGUUCCGUUUUGUUUUCUCAUUGGGGGGUAAACGGUGCCUGGCACGUGGCAGGCGCUCAAUAAAUAUUUCUUUGUGGAAUGUCUCCUUUCUCUUUCCGAUCUGACAUUCUGAGCGUUAACCCUGUGCUUCCUCCUGGUACCCAUUUCUUUAUUAUGACUGUCCAGUUAAUAUUCUUCCAAUAUAUUCUCCAGGAACCAGCGUUCGGCUCCAGACCCGGGGUAGAACCCAGCCCAGUUCUAAGAACUCAAGAGAGUAGCCACCAUCUUAAAGCAAAGUAGCGGGUGGGGAAAAGGUGGGUAGAGGAGAUGCUACUUAGGGGGUGGGAUUUUCCAGUCAGGGCCAUUUAGACACGGGAAUCGCUGAGGCUUUCAGUCGAUGGGGCUUUCUUUUUUCCCUGCUUCAUCUCUCGGCCUCAGGAGAGGUAUUAACAGUAUUAUCACCAUUUAUAUCCUAGCUGUCCUGAGCCAAAUCUGCCAUUGGAGGUGUCUUCCCUGUGUUGGUUCUCCAAGGGACGUUGCAUGGGGAUUUGUGGGGGCAGGGCAGCAAGGCCUUGUUCUCUAAAUGUCCAGAAACACUCUAAUUACCAUUUCCACCUGGGUGCCUCACACACUCCCCAGAGGGGAGGUAACAUCUCUGCCCCAUUUCCCUCCUGUUCCUUGGCUUGGUCAUUCCCUACCUUUCUAUUUUGUGUUAAACUUGGCUUUUUUUUUUUUUUUUUUUUCAUAUUGAAAAGAUGACAUUGCCCCGAGAGCCAAAAAUAAAUGGGAAUUGG